AUGCCUGACAGGGCUGACGAGCAAACUUCAUCGGCGCACUUGCUUAAGCGGUGAGUGAUGUUUGACAUUCGUGCAUUUUGUGCACCACUGCAGUGACAAUACUUGCGGAAGUCUUCCGUUCGAACACUACUGUUAAUUUUCUCGGAUUCAGUCGUCUUUCUUUAGUAUUUGGUUGGGUGCAGGGAAUUGAAAUUACUGCACGACCGCAGCAACAGCAUACUUUUCUGGAGGCUUUUAGCAUACGCCACAAUGUUAUCGACCUCAGCCUGCUACCAGUAGCCUUGCCUUUGUCGAGGGAUUUGAGGACACAAAAUCCACUUAACUGAAUUGUGAAAAGCCAACAGUCUGACGGACUGAAAAUCAUUAACUUUUCUGGUCCUAAUGAAAUGUUUGAAUCAGUUGUUUUGGUUAAGUCCGCUUGACACUAUAAUAUAUAGGAUGAUUUUCAUCCCAGUCUGGUUGGUAGCCCGAUUGGCUUCACCACUGAAGUCCAUUUGAACAAACCGUGCCUGUUAGAAUGAUUGCGCGUUGCUAGCCGCUUGCCCGUUCGACUCCCACCCGGUAGACCGACCUCUGAUAGACUCAUCGUCACUUAUGCUGACUAAUUUAACACGAUGGCUCGGCAUGAAUUUUGAAACCAGUACGUAUCCCUGGCUGACCGACGAAAAGGCGUGCUUCAAGUUAGUUUGAAAACUGAAAGCAGUUGGCUCAAUUAUAUGCAGAAAACAACGUUAAUAUUCUUCCGUUACAAGGCGGUGGUAGGAAACUCAGACAAGCAGAGAGAAACAAAAAUAUGAAAAGUGUGUAGGCCUAGGUAACCGCGCUUGAUAUCUACUAACGCUUUUUCGAGCGAUGUGACCAGCAAGAACUUAUUCCGGCUGCUCUCUCCAGCAGAGUCCUCAGGGCAGUUCGAUGCGUAAAUCAGCUCGUUUUGCUUGAUGAGAAUAUGGUUAACACACGGCGCGUUGUCUUGCUAGACCUUUUAUACCUUCAUCCCGGUUAAGAAUAAUGAAGUAAUCCCUCAAGCACGCAAAUGGCCCAUUAUGAUGUUUUCUUUUUGAUUUAUGAGAGGUUGCCAUUAAUUGUGACCGAGCUGUGAAAAAAACUCAGUUACCUCAGUUGGAUUCGAACCCACGACGUCAGUUGGAGGGCAUGGGUACAGCCAACCCUCUGGCCACCUAAGCUAAGACGCCCAACCGGGAACCGUUGGCUGUACUCGGUCCUUGCCUUUGUUGUCGUCGGUUCGAAUCCCAUCUAGGUCGCCGAGUUUUUCACAGCUGGGUCAGAUAAACGCGAGCUUUGUUUGGUAGAGACGUGCACCGGCUCAUGCCGGCUUCGUUCGCCCUAGAGCUCUUGAACGUUCUCUCCCUCUCUCUAUCGCGCGAUUAUCGAGAAAUCCUUUACCAAGAAGUCUGACAGUUCUAGGUUUCAAAGUCUUCGCUGCAGUUCACCGACUGGAAUUUCACAGAUCUCUUACAGAAGAAGGAUUAGCGCUCAGUCUUUCUCAUUUUUGACUGGUCCUCAUUUCAAUCAAUUACUCCUGCUUCUGACAUGCUACAGCAGUUACUAUUCCCCUUUUUAAAUAAUACACUGUCCUAAAUAAUUUUCAUGCGCUUACUUGUAUCUUUUUGCAUAAGUGCGCAGGUUUUUGAGUUUACCAUUGUUCCUCAUUUUAAAACUGGGUUUAGAUUCUGAGGACGAGUGAGCACGCAGUAUGUGAAGAGACAUUGAGGCCGUAGCAUGUUUUUAGUGUUUUCGGAAAAUCCACAGGCGAAUCCUUCUUUAUAAAAAACAAUUCGUUUAAAGCCACGCCCCUUCCUUUGAACAGCCUAAAUGGCUUGUCGGAUAUUUCUUGUAUCCAACAGAUGCCUCCUUAGUAGCUCUUGACGAAAUAAUAAUAGCAUUUAGCGUCAUAUUUCCGUUCAUCCCCAUCCCCAAAGAAAUGGCCGUGUGAGCUGGCAUUGAUCGGCUACAAAAAGGUGCGAUCAAGAUAAAAAAAAAGUCAUGUGAAGACGAAUGUGGAAGCCCGAGGCUCUUGGUGCAAGGAGGAAAAGCAUGUAAUCGUAUGUUAGCAGUUAUACCUAUCCAAAGAAUUUCUGAACGCAGUUACAUUUUUAGGCGUUUCUACCCCUAGGCGCUGCAUUCGCAUCGGGUGAAAAUGAUUCGUAGUGUCUCUAGAUCGCUAUGCUAGUUCUGUUAUGUCCUGCACAUUAAUCUUGCAUAAUAUUACGAGAAGAGUGUUCGAAGUUCCCUCGCCUUGAUGUUUUUUUCCCAUCGAAGAGAACUCCGAGGAUUUUCGUCGGCACCAGCUUACCCUGUGUCACCCGAAACAUCCCUUUCGGCCGAUUCGUUGUUGUGCAUCGUCCAUAAGACUGGUUUGAUCGCAUACGGCUUUCUUCUCUUUUUGAGCCUUUUGCCUCACGUCUUCAAAUACCCUUAAGAAGAAAAUAUGUCUGGAUCAUAUAUAUGUACGUAUAUGUAUAUUUACAUAUAAAUGACAGUUCGUCCAUCGCUUCCGAUGAUGUGCACCGUGUGCCUCACACCAGGGUGGGGCAGGGACGGUGACUUGCGCAUGAAUUAGUUUAUAGUGAUGGCAGGCUUGCGAUGCAUCUCACAUACUCUCUUCUCCUCCCCCACAUGGAUUCUGUGUCAAGACAUAGUAAAGAAGACUGGAGGCGGGGGAGGGCGCAUAUAUAAAUAUGCAUAUAUGUACAUAGGCAUGCAGUAAGUGACUGAUUUCAUGAGAUGCUGGCCGAAAUUCUGAAAUGCGUUUUCGAUUAGGAAGGAUUACUUAGGUAGGGUUGCAAUAUUGAUUAUUAUGCGACACGAUUCUAUGACAUUUCGGACUUGCCAGGAUGUCGGCUUUUGAAUACACGUCUUUUUGACCCCCUGAAGAAACCACAUUCGGUAAAAAUGACCACUUAAAUUGCGUGCAUUUUCACAUUUAUUUUCGAUGGUUUUAUAAAUUCAAAUAUACUUUAUUGAAAACAUGCACAAAAGUAUGCCUUCUUUCACUCAUUUGGCACAAAAUCACAUUCUCUUCACAUAUUAUACCCUAAGGAAGGUCAUCUUCGGUUUUAAAAACGUUUUUAAUUAUGACAUUUUAAAGACCGUGCGAUGUCCAGACAUACAGCAUCGCACAUGUCCGCUUACCAAUGCUCCUCAUGAAAUGUACGACAUAGUUUGCAUCCAUUACAAAAUUUUAUGAACUCUAAAUAGUAUCUUCUUAAAGGCAUAGAGGAAUAUAUUAUUUUCUUUACGCGGAAAGCAUACAGCUUGUAAACUGAAAUAGCUAACCACUGAUGCAACGACUGAUAAGGUUCGAGAUGAUUCAAAGAAAAUGACUGUAAAAAAUGUAUGCUACAUAAGCAGUCAUUUUUUACCGAGUAUGUUUUCUGACGGGUGUCAAAAAGAAGUGUAUUCUAAAGCCGACAUCCUGUCAAGUCGAAAAUAUCAUAGAAUUUUGUUGAAUGCUAAUCAGUAUUACAACCCCACCUAGGUAAUUCUUCCUAAUCGAAGACGCAUUUCAGAAUUUUGGCCAACUACCCCUAUGAAGAUACUGUCGAUACCGAGUUGACUUCCUGUCUGCAUACAAAAGGAGAUGUAGGUGCUAGAGAAUGCCUAUGGAGUUGUGUACAUCCUCAGUUCAUGCAAGCCUCUUUUUUCUUAUAACCAAUGCAGCCUCCUAGGCGCAUUUUCCGUGCAGAUUGAAGAUUACAGUCUGACAUGACUCUCUCAAGCGUUGCAUUUAUGUCUCCAUUUUGAUCCGUAGCACCAAUGACCGGAAGGUCUUAUGUAUCCUCUACUUAUCAACUAUGGCGGCUACUAGCAUCGCGGUGUCAGUUCAGGCCAUGGAUGAAACGAAAGUAAGUCUGUGUCUGACCUCUCUCUCGCUCUUUUAUCUUCGCAUAUUAUUUUCCUUUUUUUUCUUAGUACUCAACUUCAUAAGUUAGCUAACACACAUUCUGUAUCCACAUCAAAAGAAAGGCAUGUGGAAAAAUUUGUCACUCGCAAUAUUUUUUUUCACUUUUGAUACUGUCACACUGCUGGUUUUUCAUGAUGUGGAUUUUCACUUUGAACGUUCCAGUUACAAGGCAUGACUGAGUCAGGCAUUUAGCACAGCAGCUGCAUGGGCAGGAGAACGUUGUUGGGAGGAGAAUAUGCUCCCUGCUCGCCACCAACACCGACCACGUGGCACGAAAUUUCUGGUACUUCUUGUCCACUUCUCGACCAGUGAGUUUCCACGCCACUUGGCUAGGAGACCUGAGCAAAUAUUAAUAGUCGCAAACUAAAUAAGCUCUCGACCCCAGGCAAUUAGGGAAUCGACCACUGAACCUCCCUAAAAAGAUAGUUUGCAUGUGACCUCCAGUCAUCAUUCUCGCUGGCCCUCUGCUGAUUAACUCUUCUAAAAAAAGUUUGAUCGCUUGCGAAAGCUAACCGGUGAGCUUGUGGACCGGGAAAGCAAGAUUUACGUUGAGAUUUCCCUCGUUUCUUUGGUAGAAGAAAGGAUCUCAAAUUCUCGGUCCUGGCCUGCAGGAUUCUCACUGUUGCGAAACGUGAUGAACCGGUGACAAAUGAGUCCUGGUUAAUUACCUGGUUGUCUGUUCUGCCACCUUGUUGUACGUUAGAUAGCUUUUUAGCAGAGAUUGAGGCAGAUGAUGAGAAUCACGAAGAAUUAGUUACUUUCCACUUACAUGUUAAGGAACGACCGUGACUACAGACGUAAAAUAGCAUACCUCUGUCAGUGCUGACUUUUAGAAAAGCAUGAAAAACUCAUGGGUGCAAUUCUCUAGGAUAAUCGUCACAGAUGAUCUUAAUAGUUAGCUUGGCACGAAUAUCUUCGUUUGGUAUGAAAGAAAAUGGGUGUAGAACUCACUAAGUAACAGCUAGUUAUGAGCUUGUAACUUUUUCCUGCAGGCUUUGCCCUUAGUAAAUACGAAUGACUACAUUGUCUCCUUUUUCACAUUUAUGACUACAAAAAUACUGUAGUCAUCCCCUACAUUGUCCAGUAACUGGGAGGCACGCAACAUCCUGCAAACUGACUUGCCAUUCAGGGUCUUAGUUUGCGACUUUCGUAUAGAGGAAGCGGACGAACUAGGGUGUUGUGGUUCAUUCAGUCCACUUCGUAAGACUUCCAUAUACGUGGAUGACCAGUAGAUGCAGCUAGUAUUUAAUGGCCAGACCUACAGGGAGCGGCGACUUUCUCCACCUCAGAGUCGGCGCAUCAUCAACAGAACGCCACCAGAAGCAGCAACGAUUAUCAGAUGUUUUACCUAUUGACUGCUACCACCAUAAGCAUCCAUAAAAGUGAUCCGCCCAAAAAAGGUAUUUCAUAGCGCGGGGGUAGCGUUCACCGGCCUAGGUUUAAGUCUCAUCCCGUUGGGCCUUGAAGCUCUCUCGGUGGCACAGUGACCAGUAAUGCUGUUGAAUGCCAACGAAGGACGAAGGAGACUGGGAUUGCUAUUUCGGGCUUAUUAACUGUUUCCAGCCAAUCAUAGCCUAACCACGAAUUUAGGUAAACCAGGACACGAACCGCACCCCGGAGGGAUGAAGAUUGAUUUCCAAAUCGUAAGGAGAUGAGCACUGUAAGCAGACUGGGGAACAGCCCUGUCACGCCAGUUAUUAUUUCCAGAGGCAAGCGGCAGGAUAACGGGCGUGUGUCGUAAUGUCAGAGCGUUUGGUUUAAUGUUCACUGCGCAAAGACCACGGCUCGUGUUCUCCAAAUCUGAAGUUGGGGAAUGGUUGGUUUACUACGCUAAUGAGCCAAAAGUGACCAUCAUGGUCUUUCCUGUACCUAUCGGUAUUUAUUCGGAAUAGGCAUUUACUGAAAACGACAUUCACCAACCUACCAUUCAUGAAACUACGCAUAGAUAUCAGAACUACAGUAGAUGUGCUAACUCAUGAAAUGUCAACCAAAAUUUCGAAAUGCGUUCUCGUUUCGAAAAGAUAAAUUAAGUAGUGUUGUAAAACUACUCAUGAAGCAGUAUAAAUCUAUAAUGAUUCAGUUACCUCAGGGUGUCGGCAUUUGAAAUAACUUAUUUUCGGCUGCAUGCAAGAUCUAUACUCUGCAAAAAAUGACUGCUUAAGUAGUAUGCAAUUUUCUAAUUGAUUUUCGAUGCCCUUGAAAAUUCAAUUAUAUUUCGUGGAAAACAUGCAUAAAAAUAUUCAUUCUUUUACUUAUUCGUUAGAAAAUCACACCUUCUUCCAAUUUCAUACUCGAAAGAAGAGUAUAGUUCGGUUUUAAAAAAGUUUCUAAUUGUGAGAUUUUUUAAUACCGUUAAAUGGCCGUUCAUGAAACGUCAUGUAUCUGCAUUUACGAAUGUGGCUUGUAAAGUUAACAAUAUUGCUCAAAUCCACUGCUUAAUUUUAUGAAUCUCAUAUGAUCUCCUGUUGAUACCGUAGAGAAAUGCAUGGUUUUCCGUACACGGAAAAUAUACAGCUUGUAGUUUUGAAACCCUGAAUGCAUGUGUAACAGCAAGUCGGGUUUAAAAUUAUUCGGGAAUUAGAAAAUUUUUUUAAAACCGAAUUAUACUCUUUUUUUGAGCAUGAAAUUGGAAGAAGAUGUGAUUUUCAACCGAAUAAGUAAAAGAAUGAAUAUUUGUAUGCAUGUUUUCCACGAAAUAUAAUUGAAUUUUUAAGGGCAUCGAAAAUCAAUUAGAAAAUUGCAUACUACUUAAGCAGUCAUUUUUUACAGAGUAUAGAUCUUGCAUGCAGCCGAAAAUAAGUUAUUUCAAAUGCCGACACCCUGAGGUAACUGGAUCAUUAUAGAUUUAUACUGCUUCAUGAGUAGUUUUACAACACUACUUAAUUUAUCUUUUCGAAACGAGAACGCAUUUCGAAAUUUUGGAUGACAUUUCAUGAGCUAGCACAUCUACUGUAGUUUAGAAUAUGAUUAUUGCGCCACCAAGAUCCCCAUCUUGCGCACGUGGUCACAACAUUUUACAAAAGCUAUAGCACAAAAAUGUGACACAGAGAGAUGCAUCCUGCCCCGCUUCUAUAAUCAACAGCGGGUCGACACAAAUUGUCUUGGCACGCUGCAAUGAUCAAAAAAUUUGUCGAGGAAAUAUUAACAAGCAAAACCGGAAAUAUACAGCGGGACGAGUGAGUUCCGUAAGGACGAUCGGUGAGCGUCCCUCCACCAUUAUACAUUCUUAAUAUCAACCAACAGGUCAACUAGCUCGUGGCUCAGUGGUUAGGGGCGCUGGACUUCUAACCAACAGGUCGCGGGAUCAGGCCUCAGGUACUCGACACUUCGGGAUUGGAUAUGACUGGCUGAUGACGGCUAGUAAGCCACAAAAGGCCAUUACAAUCUCCCUUGUCUUUAUCGGUAAUGGUAUUCUGGAAGAAACAAGUUUUUGUCAGCUUCUUGACCAGUUGAUGACGAAAAAUACGCCCUCGCGAACUCUGCCUUUCUUUUACUCUAGAGUGGACUCACCGCUGUCAUCCAAGACAUGAUCUUGGGCACUUUGUACGCGACCAGCAGCCUUCUACUCUUCGGCAUCACCGUUUACUUUUUCGUGCGACGGAACCAGACCUUCGAGUCAGCUCGCGACAGUAUUGAACAGGUUUCUUUCAUCGUGAAAUAUUCCAGCCACGGUGAACCUAUCAAUCUUUACCUUCGAAUUGGCCUCGCUAGUAAGUUUUUUUCUUGUGAGCGACACACUCGCUCUAAGGCCACUGCUCCUUUCCCUAAUCUGUUUCUUCAGACGCUGAAAAUUCGCAGUCCUUCAGUUUAUUCUGCCAUUUAUGUUUCAUUUCAGUAUUUGCUCUCAUGAGCGUUGGUCAAAGCAGUGUACGAAUUUCACAAAUCGCCAAAGGUGACACCGUUCGCUGGCCAGAAAUCUACAAAACUGCAUUCGAGCUAAAUUUCUACGUCUGCCAAACAACCUUCAUUCUUGUUUACCAUCGAGUAAGUAGUGCCGUCGCCUCCAAUUCCCUAUUGAUAUCACUGGUUAACUGCCAAAAUCAGACGCUUCGUCUUAUCCGCUUUCGCUUUUUGAUGAAAGAGAGUUCCUGCGUCAUGCCACGAGAGCCUGAUGGGUACAUAUGUCCCCCCCCCCAAACGGGCCCCGUGGUAGAUGCACUGGUUUAACACAGGGGCUACAUCGGAUUCUGGCAGGCGUAACCGGAUUGCGAAGCAUAACAAAUGCCAACAGUCAAGGGGUGCUGUUGCAGACCCAGUUGCCGGCAGAUGUCGCGCACAUUUGGGUUUUGCGGCCCUCCCCAUUGUUGUUGUUGGUUAUAAUUCUGGUCAUUUGUUUUGCGGACCAGGGGGUGCGGAGCGGAGAACCGAGGUGUCGGCUCCACCGUGCCAUCCACCUGCACCCUUCCCUGCCUCCGGUCUUCUUGGCUCUGUCUUAACACCGGGUCCAGGUGAGAGAGGAGGAGAGAGUGCGGUCGGUGCUGUGAAAGUCUACUGCCGCUAUAAACUAAUUCAUGCGCAAGUCACCGUGCCUGCUUCAUCUUGCUCUGGGGGGCACACGAUGGACAUCGUUGGCAACGACGGUCGAAUUCUCGGUAGGUGCAUAAAUUGGGUAGCAGGCGUCAGCAGGCUUGCUUGCUUUACGCGUUCAUUGUCCUGCUAAUCAAUAAAUUAUGGGAGGGAGAGGGUUGUGGCGAAAUCACCUCGUGCUGAAAGAAAAGGUAGCUCGGCUCGUUUAAAACUCGUUUUCAUCCAAUUAUAGACAUACAGUUUUACCCCGCGUCAAUGAAGGCGGCACAUUCUAUGGUAUGGAACGUCUUAGAGCAAGCUUUAGUGCCGUCCGCGAAUGACCUCAAUAGGGGACAGCAGGCAGGAGAUGUGUCUUGAGUUAUAGUUCCAGCAUAUAGCACUCACAGACAGUCGCAUAUCGAUGAUAAGUCGUUGACAGAGAGGGUUUACUGGAAGACACGAAUGGCCACUUUUUACCCCCUUGAGAUUGUCAGUCAGCCAUAGCCUAGUCUCUGUUAGGAAAACCUGUGAAUUAAACACACAUCGUGUAGGUCAUGCUCUAAAUUAUGUAAGCCACCUGGCGGAUUUUGUGCGAUCUGGCCCGGCUGACCACAGUCCUGGUAUUUAAAUGGCAGGCCAUUCAAUGCAUGCUUCAGCUGUGCUUCGGUUAAUAUGACGGGGUUUUCCGUUUUCGAAAACCGGCAGAGACCGGUAACGUAGUAAAUCUGACUGGCUGAAAUUUUUCCACUGGGUAUUUUAGGGCCAGUGGCGCCGACGAUUCUCAGGUGGUCAGCAUAAGAACCCGCACCCUUCCACUAGAGUGGCCCUUUGUCGCCACUACCUGAGUCAACGUCUAGUACACGGCCCUAUGCAAGGGUUAAUCUGGAUCAUCACUGCCGGUUGGGGCUUUAUAAAGCGUUGAUGAUGGAGGAGAAUGACCCGACCAAAAGAAGCGAGCAGUGGGAACUUAUGGAAACUAGACAGACCCUUAAAACAAUUACGCGAAAGACCUCGGUUUAUCACUUACUGACUGGAAAUUUCCCUAAGCCUGGUAUACAGACUGAUGUAACUGUCUGGUAUUACUGAGCAUCUUCCCUUUCACGCCCUAACGUUAGACCAGCAGAGCACAAUGUUUUGUUUCGUGAUCUGGUGCAACAGGAGGCAUUUGAACGCCUCUGUAUGAAUUGCAGUCGCAUACUAUGCCCGUCAUCUCUACAUAUUGUUUGCGCACUUAUACAAUCCUUAUGACGUCAUUUGGCGAAACAGACUGUGACGCAUCAGAUUACUAGAAUUCCCCUGUACAGGUCUAGAUGUGAACCCAGAUUACGUUUCUUAGAUCGUCUCUUCUAGAAUAGUAGGUUGGCAGAACUUACCGUAGGCGUGCUAAGUCGUUAAAUGUUAAUUGAAAUUCUAAAAUGCGUUUUCGUUUCAAAAGAUUAUUUAAGUAUGGCUUUAGAAUUAAUCAUCCCGAGAUGCCGGCAUUCGGACGAACUUCUUUUUGGCCGCAUCCGAAAACCACACUGUAAAAAUGACUACUUAAGUAGCCUGCGUUCUCUCACCGAUUUUCAAUGCACUUAAGAAUUCAAGUAUACUUCACGGGGAACAUACAUAAAUAUAUUCCUUCUUUUACGAAUUCGGUAAAAAAUUACGUCUUCCUCCAAUUGUAUACUCGAGGGGAAUGUAUAGUUCGGUUUUUGGAAAGUUUCUAAUUAUGAGAUUUUUAAAUACCUCGAAAUAUCCGUUCAGAAAACAUCAUGUCUUUGCAUAUACUAAUGUUGCUUGUAAAGUUUACAAUACAGCUCAAAUCCACCGCUAAAUUAUAUGAACCCCAUGUGGUGUCCACUUAAUAUGAUGGAGAAAUGUACGGUUUUCCGCAUGCGGAAAACAUACUACUUGUGGAUUUAAAACCCUGAGUACAAGUAGAACGGCAGGGAACGUUUUUGAAAACCGAAUGAUAUCCUUCCUUCGAGUAUAAAAUUGUAAGAAGACGUAAUUUUUACCGAAUGAGUAAGAGAAUGAAUAUAUUUAUGCAUGCUUUCCACGAAAUAUAAUUGGAUUUUUAGGUGCGACGAAAAUCACUACUUAAGUAGUCAUUUUGUACCAGAGUGCAGUUUUUGCAUCAGGCGGGAAAGGAGUUCGUUCGGAAGCUGGCAUCUUGCGGUAACUGAAUUACCAUAGAUUUAUGCUGCAGGAUGAUUAACUUUUAAACUUUACUCAAGUAAUCUUUUUGAAACGAAAACGCAUUUCAGAAUUUCGGUUAACAUUGCAUGAAUUAGCACAGCUACUGUACUUGCAGGAUAAUGGUGACAUGCGAACUAGAUGACAGUUCAUAGACGUCCAUCACAGUACGGCCAUCGGACUGCGAUAUUUUCUGAAGCAGUUAGUGUGCUGGGCCCCUGUCCUCCCCGAUCUGUUGACACUGGCGUUUCCGGUCUGCGACCGCUUAUUCAACGGACGCACAAAUCUACUUGUUUCACAGGUUGCAUUCAUCAAAGAUCUCUCUUUUAUCUGUUUCUUCGUCCCCCUCUUCAAGACGCGCUGAGCAGGUCCGUCUUAUCCGGCAGACCUGUCCUUCUGUAGACCAAAAGGCGACUUUUAUCGGACAGGUCUUAAAAGCUGGCUACACUCAAAACUAUAGCGAAUUAAUUUUCUAAUGAGUUAUAGGUUCCCUGCUACGAGCUGUUGCCUCCACAAUGUAAGUUAGGACUUUGUUGCUGAUGAUUCCGUAAUAGUCAAGCCUUAGCGUGAACCCUUCGGACACCUUCUCUUCUUUGUCGCCAAAUCCAUCGCCACCUCUCUCCCCUACAGAGGAAAUUUUAACCGAAAUUCUGACAAGCGUUUUGAAUUACGAAAGAUUGCUUAGGAGAUGCCGUCUUCUGAAUGUGCGUCUUUCUGACCGCCUGUAAAAAACCUCAGUCGGUGCGGGUUAACUGUUUAAGUGGUUUGAACAUUUUCUAUCGAUUUUCGACGUUCUCAUAAAUUCAAAUACAGUUUACGGAAAACAAACGAGCAUUUUCUUUCUUGAGCUCAUUUAGUAACAAAACCAAGUCUCCUUUGAAUUUUAUAUUCGAAGAUGGAGUAUAUCUAGGUUUUAAAAAACCUUGUAAUUAUGAGAUCUUUUAAGAACAUGAGAUGUUAAUCCAGAUAGCAUUGUACCUGCCCUUUUAUUACUAUUCCUUAUGAAGCAUCCAAAAUAGUGCACGUCUAUUGCAGAAUUCUAUGAGUCCUGCAUAGUAUCUUUGUAAUGACACAGAUGCGUGGUAGAUUUUCCUUAUAUACUGCCUGUAGGUUGUAAAUACUAGACACAUAGGUUGGGAAUUAUUCAGGUAGUGAAAAACUUUUUAAAGACCGAAAAAGGCCUUUGAAGAGGAUGUUAUUUGUAACCAAAUGAGCACAAGAAAGGCCAUAUUAGUAGUUUUUUCCAUUUAAUAUAUUCGGAUUUCAUUUAAUCUGGUGGGACAUCAUAGCUCAGUUGGUUAGAGCGGUGGCAGUACUCGGGCCUUGUCCUCACUUUCGGGCUUCGAAUCCUGCUAAGGCCGCCGAGUUUUACAAAACCGUGCCAAAUAAAUUAUUCAAAUCUUUCAAAAACUCAAAUGACUGUUUGUAUUCAUAAGACCAUUGGGAAUCAAUGGAAAAAAAUUCAGUGUACUAAAGCGGCCAUUUUUUUCCCGAAUUCCGUUAUUACUCGCGGACGGAAGGAAGUUGAUUCAAAAAGCCGGCGUCCUGACGCAAUAGAACUAUCUCGAGAUUGUGGCAGUGAUAAUCAUUAUUACAACCCCACAUAAGUAAUCAGUCCUAAUCGAAAACGCAUUUUAGAAUCUAGGCUAACAUUUCAUGAGAUUGGUCACUGACUGUGUCUACGGGCGAAGUUCACCCUGACUGACACCAACUGACAGUUGGUGUCAAUCAGUCACUAAACCCAACAGCCGGACCGAAACGGGCGACCUGCCUACCUCAGUAAGAGCACACCUACUGAUAACAAGUUCCCUAGACAAGGUAAGCACACUUACUGAUAACAAGUACGUACGUCGACAGUAUCAACGUAUAAUGUCUGGCUACCAACUGUGAUCAUACCGCCGUUAUGAUUUCGUAAUUUCAUUACAGCUUCAGAUUGUGUUCGUUGUAGGUAAAUGUGAAGGAGACAUUUGCUUGACAGCAUGUUGACAAAAUAAUCGCUAUGACCAAAACCUAUUGUUUCCUCAUAAGGGCGUGAGAUGCAUUCGGCUCCUCUAACAACUCGACAUUCGGUCUAGCAUUCGUCGACGCGGCCGCAUCCUGUCUUACAGCCUAUUUCAUUACUUCAUUUGUCGCAUUCUCAGAAUGGUCAAAUUUGCACCAGGACACCGGCUGACUGAACUCGACUACACUGCAUGCGCUAAGCUGUUAGUGCCAAAAUAUUAUCCGCUAUAGAAUGCAGUCUGAGACAGAAGGCGGUUGUCGAAUCAGCCGAUUUAUCUGUACACGCAACCAAGACUAGAGUAUUAUGGAAGGAAAUCUCUGUCCAGCUAAAUACUUUCGUGGCAAUCAGCCGUCAGUAUGAACUGAACAAUUUAACUAUCUAAAACCAAGACCUCCUCAAAGGAUCAGUGUAGCGUCACCGUCGUUGCAGGGUCUGUAUAGAUCCGGCGUGCGUUCGACCAAUCCUCCUGCAUCUAGAUCAUUCUUGGGGCCUGCACGUAGGAAACGAGCGAAAACAGAAGUACUAAGUCGCUUUCUGCGGACAAUCCUUUCAAGUGAAGGACGUCGACUUUGUCUCAAAUAAGACAGUCCGCAAUUGCUACCAAACCAUUAUAUGUAUGUAUUAGACCAUCCAAAUAGACGGCCGAGGUCGUUUGAAUAUAUUUCUUACCAUCGGUCUCAGGAGUUCGAUGCUGCUAUCCUUCACUUUACGUUAACUUCCAAGGGAAAACAUCGAAAACGUAGUCAGCUCAAAACCUGUCCCAACAUAAUCGGUAUAGACCUGUGGACGUUUCUCGGAAUAUCGGUAUUUCGUUACUAUCCUCGGAAAAUAAGCAAAUUAAUCGCUCCAGAUCCGUAGCCACCGAUCAUGAUGUGGGGACGAAUAAAAUUUUCUACUUUACCGGGACUGUCUAAACCCAACAUGACCCGAAUCUUGUAAAGCAUACAGUUCGUGACCUAUCUCAUGAAAUCUGAUAACGGAAACUGAUACGAGAAUUUCUGGGGGACUUUAACGUUGAGCAUUUUUUUCGCUCAUCCACACCCUUCAAUGAAAUGCCCUUUUCUUGUGCAGAAUUGUGUUUACGUAAUUAUUUCAAGUAAAAUAUAAGUGAAUUUUAUCGAAAAUGAUCACUAACUGCGUAUAAUAAAUACAAGGAAGUACUAGCCUGGUGAUUGCACUGGUCUUCGAAACGGUGAUACAUAAUGCCAGUCUUUUUGAUUUCCGCCUUCCCUGCUGUAGAUUGUUAUUUUGGACAGCCAUGAACUAUUCGGUGCUUCCCUUAUCCACAUUCUCGGCACAAACCUGUGCAUGUGGGCUGAUGUGACCGUGGAGAAGAUCAAAUCAACCCUUCAUCUCUACGGAAGCCUCCCUAGCAAUGAUAGUGCGCAUGCCAACCACAACACCAACGGUUAUUCGGCUAGCGAAGAAGAAAACUCCACAGCCAUACAUGCCUCCUUCUAUCUCCUGCCUGCGGUCAGCGAGUACUGUCUCCUCUCUGCGGCCCUCAUCUAUGAGAUUACAAAGCGCAUUGGUGAGCCGAGUUAUAUCGAGCUGGAGGAGGAUGAGGGGCACAAAAAGCGGGUAAGGCUACGGAUUCCUGCCUGUUUUCGUUACGGCUCUGCUACCAUUUUGAUACAAAAAAAAGUUAAAAUCCCCCGGCUUUAAUUGCAACCGUGCAUUUGAAUUAUAGGACAUAAAGAAACAAGUGAGAUACUGGGGAGCCAUGAUAAAAUCUGGCUACUGGUCACCCAUCGUGAUUGUCUCCGUUAUCGUGAUUCUGACAAUCGUCACUGGUGUCACACCGAAGGACAAAGUGUCCUACUGGAAGUGCGCCGUCCUCUUCACCGAGGAGAUGUUUCUCGACUGCAUGGGCAUUUUUGUUACACUGGCUGCCUUCCUCAGGCUCCGCCACCUGAAGUUCACCAUUCCAUUGCGCCCAAAAAAUAUUGAUGAAUUCCAGUUGUACAUCGCCUUCUCUUUCACUGUCAUCUACCUGGUCGCUACAGUGGCGCUGGCUAGCUACCUACUGCGAGACCUUAAUUACCCCGUGAGUUAUAAAGCAUUUUGUCUGUAAUCUCUGUAACUUCUUGAGAUGUGCAAUUCGCACUCAGAUUAUGCCAUACUAAUUUUUUUAAAGUGCUCUCUCUCUCUUUUUACCCCUUUCUUCUUUUACAGUAUAAAGUUCAGGAUCUCCUAAUGGGCCGUUUAACACUAGACCUGUUGGAGCUGCUGGAAGUAAUUAUACAGACCUACCUCAUCCAGGACUGUUUCCGUCGGUGCAGUGAGGAGGAAGUUCAACGGAACUCGAAGCCUGGUAGGCAGAUGAUUGCAAUCCUCCUCGGGAUUAACCUUGCUGGUUGGGUGGUCAAGAGUUUUCAGGUAAACAGAAACUUCAGUACGCCCGUACUUUUAUAGAUUACAAAAGUUCCUGUGUCUGACUGGCGGCUGUUUUAAGUUUCUGUUUUUUUUUCAAAUUAACAUGACAGUCGUGUCGGGAGGUCAUAAUGUUCUGAAGGUGGUUUCAUGAAAUCCCAAACACAAGAUACAGUUCAGUAGUUUUCGAUUCGCAAUGAUUACUUCCUUAGGAGAGAAAUUUUCAUCCUCGUGUAGUAUAAUCCCAAAAUAUUUCGGUCACGUCGGGGCACCGGCUUUUGAGCUAGCUUCCUUUCGGCCGCUGGCAAAAUUACACUCUGCAAAAAUGGCUGCUUAAAAAAGGGGAAUAUUUCCCAUUGCUUUUCGGUGUCUUUGGAAAUUUAGAUACAUUUUACGGAAAACCGACACAAAAGCAUUCUUUCUUGCACUCAUUCGGUAGAAAAUUACCUCUUUAAAUUUUAUGCUUAUAGAAAGAUUAGCUCUCGGUUUUAAAAAGUUUCCAAUUUUUAAAUAGUUUUCAUCCCGGCCCACCGUUGUACUCGCGAUCAGGGUUUCCAAACUAUAAGCUAUAUACUUUUGCGUAAUGAAAACUGUAAAUUUCUAUGCUCCAUUAAGAAAUCGUUAUAUAGCACUCAUAAAAUUUUGCAAUGACUUGAGACCGCGUUGGACGCUUGGCAAGCAACAUUAAUAACUGGAAAGAUACAAUGCUUUAUAAAUGGACAUGGCGCGGUCCGGAUAAACCUCAUAAAUAGAAAAUUUUUAAACUGAAAUCAUAAAAUUCAAAGCAUUUUUGAACGGGUAUAAGAACGAAUAUUUCCGUGCAUAUUAUCUACAAAGUAUAUUUGAGUUCACAAGGACAUCAAAAAUAAUUGGAAAAAUGCUUACUGCUUAAGUGGUCACUUUUUAUCAAGUCAACUUUUGCAAGCAAUCGAAAAUAAGUGCAUCCAGAGGGCCAAGUCCAGGAGUUUCUGAAAUAUCGUACGAUUAUACCGCCAGAUAAGCAAUACUACAACCCUACUUAAAUAACCUUUCGGAAUCGAGAACUCCUCUCAGAACUUAGGUUGACAUUUCAUGAAAUAGCGUACCUACUGUACAAGAUGGAAAACUCGUGUGAACAGCAAUUGGUACUAUGAUGCCGGAAUAUAGAACCUAACGACAGGCGUUAUUAUCGGAAGGCUGAUGUUUACAUAGGUUUUUGACUGUCCGCAUGGCAGAUAACUGACCAACUUCGAUUAUACAGAAGCCUGCGAACCUAUCAUCGAAGCUACCACUGCGGCUGUAUUUGAUCCGAGUUCAACGAAACCUUCUCCACGAGCGAUAGCUGUUCUCUUCUGGGUGUGCUUGAAGUAACUGAGCUCUAGUGUCUAAGCGUGUUGGCUGUGCUUGUUAAUCAACAUUAAUACUGACUCCAUUAAGCUUACAGCUUCCGAUUUAUCUUAGACCUACCGUCUUUGUAAGCUUGUUGUAGGUGGACGGCUCUGGAGAAGGGCCCGAGCGUGAUUCAAGUGUCAUUUUCACGGAUUUCGUCUUCAGAAGCCGAAUUUACAAGGAGUUUCUUUUUUGCUUAGUGUGUCUUAUGCAACGGCUACAGGAAUAAACGAGUCUCAUCGACUUUCAUUCGAUGACGCCUCUGAGCGCAACCGUUUAGUGUAAGGAGGGUUUUGAGAUUGGUCCUACUUCUCACAUCCGGUCUCUUGAUGCGCAUGGUAACAGCAGGACCAAAUUUAACGCUUCUUCCACCCACUUUUAUUUUCACUGCAUCGAGUAUUCUGGGUGCCUCCUUUAGCAGCGUACAGACUAUUCACGAAGGUCGUGCGUGAUGUGCUCUUGACGAGGUCGCUCAAUAUUUUUUACUACUACAUAUGAAUUGCGUCUUUGGUGUUAGUACCAGAAACAAUGUGUAAUAAGUCUUACCGGCAAACCCAAGGAUGAGUCAUUCUGUUUUAAUUUGCGUAGCCAGUCAGCCGUAUCCAAUAACUCUUGGAAGAAAGGCGAGAAACGAAAGUUUCCUACUUUUCUGUCUCCAUCGACAAAGCUCCGUUGCUGAUUGCUUCUAAUUAUACGACUACCUGCCAGCAUCCUAUACCAGAAUUACAGGGAGGGGCUGGGUGUCUGUAUUCAGAAGAGCCCUACCGACAAAGAAGAGGGAGGCUGGGAUGGCCACUUCUGGCUUGUUAGCCAUCAUCAGUCAGCUGAACCCAACUCCAGGUUUUUUCAACACUUGAUCCUCGAAGCCGGGACCUGUUGAUUAGAAGUCCAACACUUCAGACACUGGAUCACGGACUCGUUGUACAGUCAGUUGAAAUCGGGUAUAUUAACAAUAAUAGGGGGAACUCGCCGAUCGAGUUAGAGGACGCACUCGUCUCGUUCAACUUUGGGGGCCAUUCGUAAACCCGCAAGUAGCCACUCAGCGGCGACUACUACAGGCAGAAUAACAUCACCAAAAAAGACAAGAAAGACUAGACUGGUCAUUUCUGGCUCAUUAGCCGUCAACGGCCCCCCAUACACUAGUCCUGGUUUUUGCAAUACCUGAAGUUCAAGAGUGGUCUCCAAGGUACAACGGCCGAGUAUGUCCCGUAACGCGAUCCUUGAGCGUCCAUUUGCCAGGGUUCAUUAUGCCAACUUCAUCUAAAUCACCGUCGGUUUCCUCCUGAGAAUUAGCUGGUAACAUGGAAUCCGUCUCAGCAAUCCUGAUACUUCUUUUUUGGAUAUUACAAAUACGCUGUCUUUGAUGAUUGGAAAAGAUGUAACGGUUCCUCUGAUCUUCAUACAGGAUUGCUGUAUUUGCAUACAAGUCUCUGGAUAUGCCGUUUAUUUUAAAAAAAAUCGACUUCGAUUUAAGCACUUCAACUAGAUCCUUCUUUGCUUUAAUGACAAGAGUAAAGGCAAAUUCUCGCUUCCGAUGAGCAGGUUAGAGCAUACUGACGGUCCACUUCCUUACUUCUCUGAUACUCUUCUGAUAACCUGAAUAGUUUUCAUUGUCGUCUCUUCUAAAGGAAUAGGAGGCAUUAUAUCUACUUGGACUUUCUGCUUCUCGAUUGUCAUUUUCUGCACCGAUGCAUUUCCCUUCCUCCUCUUUUUCUUUUUCUUUUUCUUCUUUCCUCCUUUUCAUUAUUUUUUCCUUGUUUAUUUUUUAGCUUAAAGAGGCCGAUAUCCUGUACGUCUUAACAGACAACGCACCUUACGCCUGGGUACUGAUCGCAAUAGCCAUGCCUGUCUACCUCUUCUACCGUUACCAUUCUACGGUCUGCCUAUCAGAAGCCUUCACCAUACUCUACGAGGAUGAGGUAAAAACAAUCAUCUCUUUUCGUCAAGGCUUAAAGCAUUUCUCCCUUAGGAGCAUGUAAUGGCAUUGGGGAAAAAGUGCACGAAGAGUUUGGAGAAAAAAGUUACCCACCGCUACGAGGGUAGCACUUAUUCAUUUGAUGACAUUGUUUGGUCGGAAGAUUUUAGUCUUGAUGCCCUAAAAGGGACCCGAACAAAAAUUUACCUUCCAACAGUGCUGCCAAGGAGGAACUUAAACCCUAUACCAAUGCAUACAGUUCCCUCAUGCGAUCAUACUCAAGACAAAAGACCAAAAUAAUGCACACACUUUCCAUUGGUUAUAGCUGGUAGUGUGCAACACAGCGUUAGACCCCCAGUCCAUGAGCAAGCACUUCAGGCGACAGGAGCUUGUGUAAAACAUAUUUUGAAGCUUAUCUCAAGCAAAACAUAAAGACAUCGUAGCUAGGUGUAUUUUUAUUUAGGCACCUCGUAUAUGUUCAAGUGCUUGAGUGCACACUGUUCUGUUCUUCCAAAUGCGCUGUUCGACCUUGGCUCCUUACCGCCUCGAAAUUAGACAAAAUAUCAAUAAAAGAGCUUCAGAAAUAAAGCGAAUCCGGAGAAGCGGGUGAGGAAAAAACAAACUUUGCCUCAGCGUGGUUUGACCUAGAGCAGUAGAUAAGUUCUCAUAGGGAUGGGAGAAGACGCAACAUACGACCCAACUUUGCUCGUUACUUAUUACUGCCUACUGAUUCCUACGAAAGUAGUGUUGUCCAACUUGGGCGCACUGAUUACCUUUUUUGAAGAUAACAAAAGUUUUUAUAGUUUUUUUAAAUUUCCUUAGAAAUUAGCUGCGAACUUGGAGUAGAUCAAUAUAUCUAAGGUCUAGAGGCUCAGACAUAACUUUUUAUCUAGCGGCAGAGACAGAAAUCGGCGAAACAUGCGUGUAUGGGCUUUUGUUUAGUACCUGUGCUGGCAUUAUGGAACUACCUUACCCCGAAGUAUACUACUAGCUACCUGUGGGCAGUUAACGAAUAUUACGCGGUUAUCCACUGUGACUGAUGGACUUCGGCCCAGAUAUUCCUACAUAAAAACCUAGGUCUGAGCCUAUGGACCUUAAAUAUACUGAUCCACUCCAAGUUCGGGGGUAAUUUCUGAGGAAAUUUAAAAAGCUACACUUUCUAAACUGACGUAUCUACAAGAAAGCAGACAGGGAAUGCUGAGGGACCAACUGACUAGCCGAACACCUCACAGCUGUGUCAUGUAGCGGCAGAAUAUCGGCGAAACACGCGUGUAUGGGCUUUUGGCUAGUAGCUGUGCUGUUAUUAUGGAAUCACCUUACCCUAAAACAUAAAUUUCUGCUUAAACAGCACAUUCAGCUUACCUGUCGAUUGGUAUACACGCUAACUAGGCAUACGUGACCUUUGCUGGCUGCCUUAGCGACUCCAUUGUAUCCCGCUAUUUUGCAUCAUUAUAUCGUGCCGUUAGGUCAUCGUUCCCACUUUACGCUUGUGGGUUCGCAAACGUCAUUCGUCCUUGGGUUCCUAUCGGCUAUUUCGCUGCCUUGGGCUGUGAACAUAGCGUCUUAUUGAAGAAGAAGAAGAAGAAGAAGAAGAAGAAGAAGAAGAAGAAGAAGAAGAAGAAGAAGAAGAAGAAGACACGAUCGCCGGGACAAGAGCUUUAUUAG
Messenger RNA from Spirometra erinaceieuropaei, 19932 nucleotides. The record is from the annotation of a GenBank genome assembly. NCBI's taxonomy places the organism in Eukaryota, Metazoa, Platyhelminthes, Cestoda, Diphyllobothriidea, Diphyllobothriidae.